Molecule: messenger RNA, 1853 nt
Organism: Theobroma cacao (cacao)
Lineage: Eukaryota; Viridiplantae; Streptophyta; Magnoliopsida; Malvales; Malvaceae
Gene: TAPX
Product: thylakoidal ascorbate peroxidase
Biological process (GO): hydrogen peroxide catabolic process; cellular response to oxidative stress; response to reactive oxygen species
Molecular function (GO): heme binding; peroxidase activity
Source: RefSeq, a predicted model, not a curated record
CGAAAUACCAAGCCAGGCCAAGCUUAAUAUAUAUGUGGCUGUUAGACAUUAGCCAGAGCCGAAGUCCCGAAAGAAGCGGAUUGGCGAAACCCAAAAGCCAACUGCGUUUGCAAACAAAGCUUUCCCUACGCGUGUGUUAGGAGUUGGGCCAAAAGAACCAAAGCUUAAUCCAAAACAAUUGGGGAAGGAGAGCCAAAUGGCAGAGCGACUAUCACAGCUGACACAAAUAGUGAAAGUUCAGAGUUCUUCACCUUCACAGUCUCAGUCAUCAUCACUGAAGCGGCCGAUGGCUUCGUCUCUAGGCACCGCCGCCUCUUCUCGAAUCUUUGCUGCUUCCUCCUCCAAAGCUCGACUGUAUCUCCGUUCCUCCUAUUCUUCUUCUCCCUCUCUCAUUUCUUUCUCUUCUUCUAAAUCCCUCGCUCUCUGUCCUCGUUUCUGUCGCCACCAGAGGACGUCGGCAGUUAAUGUGUCGAGCAGCGGAAGAUUCAGCACGGGAGCAAGUCCGAAAUGCGCUGCUUCGGAUCCUGAUCAGUUGAAGAGUGCUAGGGAAGAUAUCAAGGAGCUUCUCAAAUCUAAGUUUUGCCAUCCUAUUCUGGUUCGUCUAGGAUGGCACGAUGCUGGUACCUACAACAAGAACAUUGAGGAAUGGCCUCAAAGGGGUGGAGCGAAUGGAAGUCUUAGGUUUGAAGUUGAGCUGAAACAUGCAGCCAAUGCUGGUCUUGUGAACGCGUUGAAGCUUAUUCAGCCUAUCAAGGACAAGUACUCUGGUGUAACAUAUGCAGAUUUGUUCCAGUUGGCUAGUGCUACUGCUAUUGAGGAGGCUGGGGGACCCAAAAUUCCUAUGAAAUAUGGUAGGGUGGAUGUCUCUGGUCCUAAUGAGUGUCCUGAAGAGGGCAGGCUACCUGAUGCUGGACCCCCUUCACCUGCUGAUCAUCUACGAGAGGUUUUCUACCGAAUGGGAUUGAAUGACAAGGAAAUAGUUGCAUUAUCUGGUGCACACACACUUGGGAGGUCCAGACCAGAGCGUAGUGGUUGGGGCAAACCGGAAACCAAGUAUACGAAAGAUGGGCCAGGAGCACCAGGAGGACAUUCCUGGACUGUGCAAUGGUUGAAGUUUGACAAUUCAUACUUCAAGGACAUCAAAGCGAAAAAGGAUGAAGAUCUGCUCGUGUUGCCAACUGAUGCUGCCCUUUUUGAAGAUCCCCCUUUCAAGGUGUAUGCUGAGAAAUAUGCUGAAGAUCAGGAGACAUUCUUCAAGGAUUAUGCAGAAGCCCAUGCCAAACUUAGCAACCUUGGGGCCAAAUUUGAUCCUCCAGAGGGUAUUGUGUUAGAUGCUGGUCCCACACAAGCUGCACCGGAAAAGUUUGUGGCUGCCAAGUACUCGACAGGAAAGGAUUAACAAAAAAAAAACAAGUUUCUUGUUUUGUUGUGCCGUGUCUUGUAAUAAUACAAGCUCACAUGUUAAACAUGGAAGUCUAAAUGAAGGGGAAAGAAUAAAAUUCAAUUGAGUGUUUUGAAUUACUGCAGAGAGAGCUGUCAGAAGCUAUGAAGCAGAAGAUUCGAGCAGAAUAUGAGGGACUUGGUGGAAGCCCGGAUAAGCCUCUACCAACCAACUAUUUUCUAAACAUCAUGAUUAUUAUUGGUAUUUUGGCCUUGUUGACAUCUCUUAUGGGUAAUUAUUAAUUAUGUGUUUGAGCUCUCUCACUAGUAAAGGAGUAUACUAGUAGUAUUUUCCUCUUUGCUCUUAUGCCUAAUACUAAUGGUUGUGAAUUGAAUCAGACCAUGAGAGUGAGUAUAUGGUUUCUCAUGCUGCAUCAGCUCUUUGAUCAAUGUUUAAAUCCUCAAAUUUUGCA